AUUGUUCAAAACCAACGAGUUGUUGAGUACACCCGAAUCAGAAGUCUCGGGAUGCCAUAGAGCAGAAGCCAGUUCGCAGGUGAAACCAAUCAACAAUGAGCAAAGAUGAGUUUCGUAAACGACUUGAUGCACUCAUUGGCAACGCGGGAAGCAGUUCAACAUGCAAGACAGAAGAGAGCAACAGGAAUAAAACGCUUUACAAUGAAUCCGUUUGGGGAAAUAAGCCACCAUCGAUGAGCAAAGGGGAUUUCCAUCAACGCCUGGUGUUCCUCAUUGACAAGUCAAUAGGCACGUCAACUUCUAAGACUGACGAGGGCGAGGGAAAUAGAGGGAACACGUGGGAAUCCGAGAUCGGUGAGCUACCGAAGUCUAUGAAGAAAGACGAUUUCCGCAAACGGCUGUCACAUUUGUGGCGUGAAGGUCAAUUGGUUCCCACAGACAGAUGUAGCGAAAUCAAAGAGCGAAAGUCAGAGGCCAAGAAGGCCGCUCAAAAAGUAAACACAUUUUACACCAUGAUCAGUAACGACGGGGAGAUAAAGACGACAAAUAUAGACAGUGGAGAUCAGCAACGUGAAGACAGCAUAUUCGACGGACUUCUACGGUGGUGUCUCAGAGGCUUCUUCCGAGGUAGAAUGCGACAUCAUUUGAAGGUGCUCCGCUAGAGGCAGCGACCCAGAACGGAGGAUUUACAGCAUCUUUGGUGAAAUAAUGGCUGCCGCCGAAGACUGUGGGAGUCUGUAGGUGUCCACCUGUGUAUAUGUGCUGAGCUCUAACCGUCUCUGUCGACGCUACAGAUAGGCAGUAAACUGCAUAAAUAUGGAUAUUUUAUACUAAUUUCAUUUGUAAACCUGUGUUCCGGUUUAAUGUCGUGGACGGGAAUUUCCAACGCCUGUUCCAAGAGCUGAUACGAUUUUCCGAGUCAGUUCACUGUUUAUACCGAUAUGAAUUAACUGUGUGAUUGGUCAUAAAUUUUGGCUACAAAUUGCAAAUGAGAAAUUGUUUCCUGUGGAAUUCCGUGAACAGGACACUUCAGAGCCUCUGCUGAGAGAUGAAAUAACUCUAUUUCAUCUCUUGAAUUUAUUUGCUCAUAGUUUCUUUAAUGCUAUUUGUUACUAUUAAGGGUUGGCUCUUCCGGAGACAGUUCAAUUAUGUUGAAAUGUGUAGGACAAAAUGCUACUAUUAGAAACAGUCCUUGGAUAAA
Schistocerca gregaria is the source of this 1201-nucleotide messenger RNA. RefSeq lists its product as uncharacterized. The record is from RefSeq and is a predicted model, not a curated record. Bases 96 to 662 code for a protein of 188 amino acids. NCBI's taxonomy places the organism in Eukaryota, Metazoa, Arthropoda, Insecta, Orthoptera, Acrididae. The transcript is spliced from 2 exons.